Messenger RNA from Pseudomassariella vexata, 1507 nucleotides. Its product is annotated as major facilitator superfamily domain-containing protein. The transcript has 2 exons. Gene Ontology annotation, biological process: transmembrane transport. The record is from RefSeq and is a predicted model, not a curated record. Gene Ontology annotation, molecular function: transmembrane transporter activity. The coding region runs from base 116 to 1384 and encodes 422 amino acids. Lineage: Eukaryota; Fungi; Ascomycota; Sordariomycetes; Amphisphaeriales; Pseudomassariaceae.
CCUUGGCUCAGGACAAUAGCUGACUACGUACUCUUAGAACUGGAGUUUUGCCAAAAAGCACGCCGCGCUCGCCGUUCUCGGUCUGGGAUCCUUCUUCGUCAAGUUCACGGGGACGAUGCUAGCACCUGGAGCCAUCGGCAUAGCCAAGCAAUUCGGCGUAACUUCGACUCAAGGCACUUAUGUGGCCUCGGCAUCCUCGGUGGUCCCUGCCAUCUCGCCAUUCUUCUGGAUUCCCCUUAGUCGCCGGUACGGAAGACGUCCGAUUCUUAUGGUCGGCAGCGUCGUUGCCAUCGUAUUUGGCAUUGUUGUGGGUAGGGCAGAGACGUAUGGACAAGCACUAGGAUGCCGCAUCCUCAUGGCUUUCGGCGCUUCUUCUGCUAUUUGCAUUGGGCCCGCUGCGAUAUCUGACAUGUUCUUCCUGCAUGAGAAGGGGACGAGGAUGGGUAUAAACACCUUCCUGCUUGUGUGCUCCCCCUAUCUUGGUGGCGUAGCUGGCGGAAGCUUGCAGUAUCAGCCCAGGUUGGGAUGGAGAUGGGCCAUGUACAUUUCAUCUGUGAUAUACGUGGUUGUACUGAUCCUCCAGUUCUUACUUGUCCCUGAAACCAUAUUUGACCGCUCUCAAGCUCAGUCUACCCCUGAAAAGCCCAAAACCAUGCCAUCAUCACGAUUCGGCUUCCGCAAACCCACCACUCAAGAGUCGUGGUCGUACCUCUUCACUCGCCCAUUCGCCAUGUUUGCCUACCCAGCUGUCCUCCUGCCAUCGCUCUGGUUCGCCAUCGCCGCCAUGACAGAAGUAGCCAAUACGGCCGGGUUCCCGCUCAACUUCGGCGCGGACUCGCGCUGGCACUUUAACACGCAACAGAUCGGGUUUUGCUCCUUCUCUGGGCUCAUCGGGGCCGUUCUGGGCGAGAUCUUCGCUGGCCCACUCUGCGAUCUGGUCGUUCAGCAUGAUUUGAAAAAGGGGCGCAGGUGGAAACCUGAACGCCUUCUGCCAUUGACGCUGCCCGGCUUGGUAACCAGUUCUGCAGGGGUACUUUUGUAUGGUCUGGAGCUCAACUAUCCCACUCAUUGGGCGGCCGCGUUGGCGGGCAUCGCAAUUUUUACCGCGGGCCAGGAGAUCAUGUUGACGGUGCUUAUGACGUAUAUCACGGAAUGCUACCCGGGGAAUGCAGCCGAGAUCUCGGUCUGUUUUCAGUGUUGUCUGAAUUUAAUGGCAUAUCAUCCGCCCUUUUACACACCCUAUUGGAUUAAGGCUCCAGGGGGGGCGAAGGUACCCUAUAUAGUUUAUGCAGUGCUGCCAAUUUUAUUUGCUCCCAUUGGCUGUGGGAUGUUUAUGUGGAAGGGGGAGGAGAUAAGAGCCAAGGGGCCGUGGUUCAGAUUUUAGUAUAGAAAUAUGGAGGUCUUUUAUGACGCAUCUGAUGGUAAGCACUCAGAGCUAAUGCCCUUAGCUUUCAGUCGAUCAUUGUGGGACUGGCAGGGCUCAAGCCUGAUAACCCCACGGUCUCGG